This is a messenger RNA of Penicillium cataractarum, 1245 nucleotides long. RefSeq names its product dihydrofolate synthase. The record is from RefSeq and is a predicted model, not a curated record. Gene Ontology annotation, biological process: folic acid-containing compound biosynthetic process. The transcript has a single exon. Lineage: Eukaryota; Fungi; Ascomycota; Eurotiomycetes; Eurotiales; Aspergillaceae. Gene Ontology annotation, cellular component: cytosol; cytoplasm; mitochondrion. The coding region runs from base 1 to 1245 and encodes 414 amino acids. Gene Ontology annotation, molecular function: tetrahydrofolylpolyglutamate synthase activity; dihydrofolate synthase activity; ATP binding.
AUGAUCGAGUUAGGAUUGAGCCGCGUUGCGCGACUCCUCCAACAAACACCGCUGACAUGGAAAGCUAUUCACAUUGCCGGCACCAACGGUAAAGGCUCCAUCAGUGCCUACCUUUCUCAUUUGCUCUCCGCGAGCGAUGUUCGGUGCGGCCGCUUCACUUCGCCCCAUUUGAUUGACCGAUGGGAUUGCAUCACCAUUGGCGAACGGGUUGUCCAGGAAUCUCUCUUCCGGCAGAUCGAGUCCCAGGUCAAACAGCGAGACCAGAAGCUAGGCAUUGGUGCCUCCGAGUUCGAGCUCUUGACCGCUACCGCUUUUGAAAUCUUCAAUCAUGAGCAAGUGGAAGUUGGAGUGGUGGAGGUGGGCAUGGGCGGUCGCCUCGAUGCGACCAAUGUCUUGACUGAUGUGUUGGUCUCGGUCAUCGCGAAGAUCGGAAUGGACCACCAGGCAUUCCUGGGGUCGACCAUCGAGGAGAUUGCCCGGGAGAAAGGAGGAAUCCUCAAACUUGGUGUUCCAUGUGUCAUUGAUAAUACCAACGAGACUGCUGUAUUGGAGACCUUAUCGAACCGCAUCCAAGAACUCGGCAUCGACGCAAUGUUCGUCUCCCCGGACAAAGCCGAAGAGCAACUGCCACCUCUUGCACAAUUGUUCCGAAAAUUGGAUCUCGAGCCUCAUCAACAGGAGAACAUGUGUUCUGCCGUAUCUGCCCUACGUCUCGCUCUAGCCAAGAUUCGACCUCAAGUGGAUGCCUUCUCUCUGCUGCCCCAUCUGUCGGACGUCAAAUGGCCCGGCCGCUUGGAGAAUAUCAACCUCCAGCCUCUCAUCGAGCGCACAGGGCCAGUUCUUCUGGACGGUGCCCACAACCCACAGUCCGCUGCAGUUCUUGGUCGGUACAUUGACCGCAAGCUCCGCCCGACCUCAGAAAACGUGACAUGGGUCAUUGCUGCGUCGAGCGGUAAAGAUCUAGCUGGAGUCUUUUGCUCCAUUAUUCGGCCUGGAGAUAAUGUUGCAACGGCAGAAUUUGGCCCAGUCGAUGGCAUGCCCUGGGUUACACCAACCAACGCCACUGAACUUGCAUCAACUGUGCGAUCCAUCUCGGAAAUUGGGCAAGUGGAGAGCUUCGAGGGCGAUCUGCUCCCUGCGAUUCAAUGGGCCAGCAAGGUCGCCCAGGGCGGUCCCAUUGUCAUUGCUGGCAGCUUGUACCUUGUUUCUGAUGUUCACCGUCUCCUGCGUGAUGCACGUCAAUGA